Zingiber officinale is the source of this 1027-nucleotide messenger RNA. RefSeq lists its product as uncharacterized. The record is from RefSeq and is a predicted model, not a curated record. Bases 53 to 460 code for a protein of 135 amino acids. The transcript is spliced from 4 exons. NCBI's taxonomy places the organism in Eukaryota, Viridiplantae, Streptophyta, Magnoliopsida, Zingiberales, Zingiberaceae.
CCUCUCCCUUGCGAGUCACACUUUCGCUGCGCCGACACAGCGACGCCGGACGAUGCAUCGCCACUCCCUCGGAUCGCCGGCCACCAAGCCCCAGCCGGCCGGUGGAGAAGGCGGCAGCGAUGAGAUCGAGCAGGAGAAGCGGAUUCGAUGGUGCCCGCGAGCAGAUAGAUCCAUCCACCUCAUCCCUUUGCUCACCCUCCUCUGCCUUCUCGUCCUCUACCUCAUCUCCCACAACCCUUCCCCAAAAGAUUUGGAGAUUUUCAGUGGCCGGGGCAGAGGCGCAGCCCUGGGAGAUGAACCCAAAGAGGUUUCGGCGGUAGUGCGGGCGUCGGCGGUCAUUAGCGACCGGGGUUUGAAGGCGGCGGAGGCGGUGGGAGGAAGAAGGAGCAGGGUCUUGCCGAAUCGGAAAAUGGGGGCCACACUCCCCCGCAGGAACCUAAGACUUCGAAAACCGGAGUAGCUGAACGCUGCGGUUUCCCCUUGAAGUCAGGAAGACGGAUGUUAAAGAUGUGAUGCUCUUGCCGACCUCCGGUGGACUUUGCUUUUGCCUGUAACACAAGCAGCGUCAGUGCCGAGUCAGGGAAGGAAUCCCCGAUGAUGACCUUCCGAUGCUCAAGUCAGUCUCCGGCGAAACAAUAAGAAGUAAAGAGAAUUGUAGCGCAAUAGUAGAAAUCGUGAGGAAAGCAUACCUCCGUCGAUGCCUGUACCCCUUUUAUAUAGGGCUCCUGUAGCGUGUGUGUACACUUCUUAAAGUGAGCACGCUAUCCCAAACUUUCUCUGAUGGGACAUGUCAGUAAAGUGUCUCUACAUAUAUCUGAAAUGACAGUGGAUGUUUCCACCGUACGAUUCUUUGUCUAACCAUGCCGCCUAUCAGCGGUACUAACUCUCAAAAGGAUGUUGAAGGAUAUCCCGCUGUACUUGUUGCUUGGUUGAGCGGAAUAGCCGCUCGGCUGAAAGUCCAUUGUCGCGCCGAGCGAGAGAGUCACUCGACUGAAAGUCCUCUGUUCGUGUCGUUUGCUGUCGGGCC